Messenger RNA from Amphimedon queenslandica, 1433 nucleotides. Its product is annotated as acetyl-CoA acetyltransferase, cytosolic-like. Gene Ontology annotation, molecular function: acyltransferase activity, transferring groups other than amino-acyl groups. Bases 124 to 1317 code for a protein of 397 amino acids. NCBI's taxonomy places the organism in Eukaryota, Metazoa, Porifera, Demospongiae, Haplosclerida, Niphatidae. The record is from RefSeq and is a predicted model, not a curated record. The transcript has 8 exons.
GGUAUGCAAAAUGGUGUCACGCCAUCGCCACUUUUUGUGAGACCAUAAGAUAGGCUAAUAUAACUUGAGAGUGGAGGACUCGUGCUUAGUUUUGAAGAACUAUCCCCACUUGUAUACCAGAAAAUGUCUUUAGAGCGAGGCGUAUUUAUAAUAGGAGCAGCCCGCACUCCAUUGGGGUCGCUGAACGGCUCUCUGUCCAGUCUCUCAGCACAUCAACUGGGUAGUACUGCCAUCACUGCUGCUCUGAAGAGAGCUAAAGUAUUACCAGAGAAGGUUUCUGAAGUGUUGGUUGGUCAAAUACUAACAGCUGCCCAAGGACAGAAUCCGGCAAGACAAGCUGCCAUGUUGUCUGGAAUACCGAAAGAAGUACCGUCAACCAGUAUAAACAUGUUGUGUGGAUCAGGUUUACGGACAGUUGCGAUGGGCUACCAGAGUAUACUAGUAGGAGAUGCUGACAUUGUUGUAGCAGCUGGUCAAGAAAGUAUGAGCCAAGCACCUCAUGCUGUUCAUUUAAGAUCAGGCGUCAAGUUUGGUGAUGCCAGUCUCACUGAUACAAUGAUGAAGGACGGGCUAACUGAUGCUUUCCAUCAUUACCACAUGGGGCAAACGGCGGAGAACGUUGCUAAGCAAUACAGUAUCAGCCGAGAAGAACAAGACAGGUUUGCCGUCUCCUCACAAAACAAGACUGAGGAGUCACAGAAAAAUGGAGUCUUUAAAGACGAGAUUGUUCCAGUUGAAAUAAAAACAAGAAAGGGACCAGUGACAGUAGAUACUGAUGAGUUCCCACGUCAGGGUACAACCAUUGAAGGACUUGCUAAACUCAAGCCAGCCUUUGUUAAAGACGGUAGUGGUACAGUGACAGCUGGUAAUGCUUCAGGUAUAAAUGAUGGUGCUGCAGCCGUGGUACUAGCCUCCAAGGAAGCAAUUGAUGGAUUGAGUUGUUCGUUACCAUUGGCACGCAUUGUCUCAUGGGCACAGUGUGGGGUUGAUCCUCAGAUAAUGGGAAUGGGUCCAGUGCCAGCCGUCAGUAAAGCAUUGCAAAAGGCAGGAUGGAAUAAAGAUGACGUCGAUCUCUUUGAACUAAACGAGGCAUUCGCCGCUCAAUCGCUUGCAGUCGUAAAAGAGUUAAAUAUUGAUGAGAAAAAAGUGAAUGUAGGAGGAGGAGCGAUAGCAUUGGGACAUCCCAUUGGUGCCUCAGGGUGCCGUAUACUAGUCACUCUAUUGUAUGCACUCAAGAGAGUGGGUGGGAAAAGAGGCGUGGCUUCAUUAUGCGUGGGUGGAGGGAUGGGGAUAGCCCUGUGCAUAGAAAUGUGUUAAUUAACUUUGCUAUGACUCCAUUAUUUUUAAAUGCAAUAUUAUUUCUAGUACAAUAAUAAAUAUCUUAUUUUUUGUAAUGAAACAUUUCUCAGCCUCUGUAGUGAGCAGUAUCAAAA